GGGGCAGGCACCGCAGGCCUCCGCCCCUUCCAAGCUCCCAUGGCGUAUAUAGAUUGUCCUCGUCCUCCGUCUUGCCCCUAGACCUUUCUCCCUUCUGCCCCUUCCAUAACCAUCCUUCUCCAUACUCAGCCUUCUUUGCCACACAAGAACUCUUCGUUCACCCCCUCACCACUACAGCAAUGGAUUUCCUCAAGAAGGCCGCGGACAGCAUGAGCGGCAGCCACAACAACGCCAACACCGCUGGCGGUGCCGCCCAGCCUGCCGACGGCACGGCUGCCCCGGCCCAGCAGAAGGACUACGGUGACAAGAUUGCCGACCAGCUCUUCAACCGCUCCGGCUACGGCAACAAGGUCUCGGAGUCCAACCGCGAGAAGAUUACCGACUUUGCCCGCGAGCAGUACGAGAAGCAGACUGGCAAGAAGGUCGACCCCAAGUACUCCAACUAGAGCAUGCCUGGAGGUGAUUUCUCUUUGACGAAUCAGAUAUGAUAUCCCACGCUUAACGAAUGAUAGCGUCGCUGCAGGCAAUGACCCUCCUUUCAGAGGCUAGUCUGGCAGACAAUAAGAAUAAAUAAUGAAAUAAUUCCCACA
Molecule: messenger RNA, 590 nt
Organism: Microdochium trichocladiopsis
Lineage: Eukaryota; Fungi; Ascomycota; Sordariomycetes; Xylariales; Microdochiaceae
Exons: 3
Coding region: 180-446 (88 amino acids)
Source: RefSeq, a predicted model, not a curated record